Molecule: messenger RNA, 2028 nt
Organism: Talaromyces atroroseus
Lineage: Eukaryota; Fungi; Ascomycota; Eurotiomycetes; Eurotiales; Trichocomaceae
Exons: 2
Coding region: 1-2028 (675 amino acids)
Source: RefSeq, a predicted model, not a curated record
AUGGCGCAACAGCCACAUGGGUUAUCUCGGACUCUUCCCAAGAGCUUCACCUUCUCCUCACUCGAAUCAACCUACCCAAAGACUCCAGAACACCCUCGUGUCGAACCACAGAUUCCUCCUCCACCCCGUCAUUCAAGUUAUCGCGCUAGGCGGCCACGCUUCGACAGCCAUGCUAGCAUCUUUUCAAGCUUGAGUGCUGAACCCAACAUUUUUGACCUCAGCCGCCCCGAUGACCCUCUGCCAUCUAUUGAAGUUCCGCAUUCAGACACUGUUUCUGAACCCGACAUUCCAACCAUUCAACCCGUGUCAUCUGAAUUCCUACAGGUGCCAGCUUCGAGGCGCAUGGAAUUCAAGACGCCCCCUGCUCAGAUUCGCACGACACCUUUCAACUUUCCUCGCGCUACUCCCGAGCCUGUCGAUGAUGCUGAAGCCGACCCCAUCGAAAGGCCGAGCUCUAGGGCGUCAAACUCAUCUGUUUCGUCAAUAGAGACGUACACCACGCAGCCUUCUCUUGGCGGAAGUUGCACGAGUCCUGAGAGCGAGAUUUUCGACCCAUUCAGCUUUCAGCCAGCUGAUACUAGGAAACAUCUUCUUGAGACACCUCCAACUAAGCAUGCGAACCGGGGACAGUCGCUAGAUCUGCCGAAGAGGAAGUCCCGGUGGACCGCAGAUAUGGACAGCCACUUGUGGAACACUUAUCAGAUGUAUCUACAAGAUCCCACAACGACCCCAUUCAAAACGUUACCCGGAAGUCUUCCACCUCUAGGCGUGUCACAUCGAGUUGCCAGGGAGGCGAAGAAGACGUGGACACGUCUUAAGUCGAAAACGGACCAUGAAACGCCCCUAAUCUCAAUUAAUGCUGAUGACAGCGCUGUGCUCAUCGAAGGCAGCAGUGGCAGCAGUACACCUACUGCUAAUAAGUCGAAACCUCGCUGGCCAAGAUCCGAAGCAGCUACAAGAAGACGACUGAAGUACCUAUGUAAACGCAAACUUUCAAUUGCUCCACAUUAUCAACGUCUUCUGCAGUCUCGCAGCCCUUCGCCGUUCUUGGACGUCUUCUCAGCGCCUGCCCGGAGACCCGUUGGCCCAGUUUUUGAUCAUAAUUCGUCGGCUGCUUUCAUGACUCGCGAUCUUGGCGUCUCACUCGUCUCUAGCUCUUUGCCUGCAACAUUCACACAAUUUGCGGCCGUCGAACCAUUAUCCACUGAAGGCUCGGCCACAGCCGAACACUCUCACCACUCCGAAAGUCAGCAGUCAUCUCACCAAGAUUCCGCUAUUCCAAUACCCACAAUCCCCAGUCAUCUUUCUGUGGCUCAGGAACCAUUUCCUCGUCUCGGAUCGCCUUUCAUGUACAACACCUGGGGCCCCGAUACAUCUCGUCGCGAAGCCCAUGGUGGAGCAGCUCGUAGACUUCGACGAGAUACCAUUCAUGUGUCUGGGUCAAGAUUGAGGACGCCUCCUCGCAUGGAUGUGCCCUCUAACGUCCACAAACGCCGAGCACACCAUCGAUUGGACUCUAGUCCCAAUUUGACUGAUAUACAGCGUAACGUCCGUGAUCUAGCUCGCGAUGGAAAAUUGAAAGAUGGACAGCGCCGUGUACGACUUCGCAAUCGUGGUAAUACAACCAGUGGUGGAUUCAGUUCCAAAGAGCGCGUUGAGCAACUCUUCUCCCCAACCUCGCCUUUCACUUUCCCUGGCAAUCAAGAUAGCUCGCCCCAGGUAUCUCAGGGGCUACUACGUCCACGAGCUGAGACCAUUCGCCGCCUCGGUUCUCCAUUCAGACUCGAUUCAGGACCACGCUUCCAGUACCCCAAAUCGCCUAGACAUGCCCCAUCGUUGUCCGAUCCAUUCAUGAAUUCCUCCAUCAAAUCCCAAGUCCAUCUUGAACAUCAAAGUGGAUCUUCCUCUGCCGAACCACACGUACCUCCAGGCAGACUCCCAUAUGACCCUACUGAGGAGGGAAUUUCUGAUGCUGAACGGAUUCGACGACAAAUUCUGAAUUUACCUUUUACCAAACACUCAAUGUAA